Messenger RNA from Morchella sextelata, 390 nucleotides. RefSeq lists its product as uncharacterized. The transcript has 9 exons. The record is from RefSeq and is a predicted model, not a curated record. Lineage: Eukaryota; Fungi; Ascomycota; Pezizomycetes; Pezizales; Morchellaceae. The coding region runs from base 1 to 390 and encodes 129 amino acids.
AUGUCCGUCAUUGUCAUCAACACUGGUCUCGGAGAUAAAGCCUCGAGUCACCAAUACGCUUUAGGCUGGCCAGAAGCCAAGGGCAAAUUCCAAACUGCGGGGGUUUAUAAGACCUUACGAGAUUCAUCUCGACAUUUAAAAAUCUUUUCAUUAAUCACACAAACUAGAGCGAAGAAUUCUGAUUUUCAAUUGCGGAACCUCGAGAAAAACUACCUGAGUUUCGUUACCCAUAGACAGAAGCGGGACGCGUCAUGCAUACUUCUAUUUUUCUACUCGGGGUAUUUGUCUCUUAACCAUCUCUACGAGCAGCUUACAGCUCCCCACCCCGGUAAGAGGCUGGAUACGAGCCUAUACUCGGGGCAGGUAUAUAAGAAGAGCCAUGACUUUUGA